Molecule: messenger RNA, 192 nt
Organism: Haemonchus placei
Lineage: Eukaryota; Metazoa; Nematoda; Chromadorea; Rhabditida; Trichostrongylidae
Source: the annotation of a GenBank genome assembly
AAAGCAAAGACUAAAGCUUGCAUUGCUCUUCUGAACGCGGAACCCAAGGAAGAACUAUUGGCAAGGAAAAAAUGGUUGGAAGAUCUGAACAGCAGAGAAGCGAGUAGAAUGCGUUGGGUCGAGGAGCGAUUGGCACGUUUGGAAAUGCAAGAAAGCUAUUUCAAUGAGAAACAUGGUAUUAGCGGUAACUAG